AUGGCACCACCCAAGGUACAAACCGUGGCGCUCGCGGGUGCAACCGGCAACGUUGGCAAGUGGACUCUGAAAGCCCUGGUCGCGGAUGGCUUCCGCGUGACCGUUCUGGCUCGCAGACAGGCGUCCUUCCCCGACGGAGUGACUGUCAAGGUGGUCGACUUCGGCUCGUCCGACGCCUUGACGGAGGCGUUGAGAGGGCACGACGCCUUUGUCGACUGCACGCUCGUCCACGACGACACCCCGGCGCGGCUCAUGGACGCGGCCGCGGCGGCGGGGGUCUAUCGCUACAUCCCGUCGGACUUCAGCCUGGACCUCCACAACCGCAACGUCCACGAGCUGCCCGUCUUCUUCCGCAAGGACGCCAACGACAGGCGCCUCUUCCGGACGUGCGAGGAGACGGGCAUGACCUGGAGCGUCGUCUGCAACGGGGCGUUCCUGGACUGGAACCUGCGCUCCGGCUUCAUGAACAUCGACGUCCACGGGCGGAGGGUUGACUACAUCGGCGACGGGGCCAACGUCCACGUCUGGACGACGCUCGAGGCGGCAGGCAAGGCCGUCUCCGGGACCCUGCGCCGCGCCGCCGAGACGGAGAACAGGCCGGUCUACGUGCACUCCGUCAACAAGAGCCAGAGGCAGAUGGCGGACCUCUGCAAGGAGGCCCUGGGGGGGCCCGACGACGGCUGGGAGGAGUCGCAGUCGGACAUGGACGAGGUGCUCGCCGGGGCUCUGCGGGAAUUCCACGCCGGCAACUAUGGGUGGAACGUCUUCGGCGACAUGAUCCGGUACGCCAACUCGAGGCCGGACUUCUCGUGCCCCUGGGAGAAGAGCGACAACGCCUUGUUGGGGGUCGAGACGAUGACGGACGACGAGGUGAAGGGGUUGAUCAGGGCCAUUGCGGCCGAGAAGACGGCAUCAGCUUAG
Colletotrichum higginsianum IMI 349063 is the source of this 921-nucleotide messenger RNA. RefSeq names its product Isoflavone reductase family protein. Lineage: Eukaryota; Fungi; Ascomycota; Sordariomycetes; Glomerellales; Glomerellaceae. The transcript has 2 exons. The record is from RefSeq and is a predicted model, not a curated record. The coding region runs from base 1 to 921 and encodes 306 amino acids.